Acanthaster planci (crown-of-thorns starfish) is the source of this 6351-nucleotide messenger RNA. RefSeq names its product unconventional myosin-X-like. NCBI's taxonomy places the organism in Eukaryota, Metazoa, Echinodermata, Asteroidea, Valvatida, Acanthasteridae. The record is from RefSeq and is a predicted model, not a curated record. Gene Ontology annotation, molecular function: cytoskeletal motor activity; protein binding; ATP binding. Gene Ontology annotation, cellular component: myosin complex; cytoskeleton.
UUUUAAUGUAUGUAGUGUGUUGUUGGGUUUGCGUUUGGCGCGCUGCUGCUUGUGUCCGUCUGAGAUGCUGCGUGUGACAGGAAUUUAUCCCCGUAGUAUGCCGAAUUUCUAACAGAUCCACUUAAUUUUCCUUUUGACUGAUUUGAUGAUAAGGGAAACAAGCCUACAUAUGCACAUCUUCGGUUAAACAGCCUCCAUCUUUCAGGGUUUCUUUAUCCGCCAAGAGGAAGCGGAAAUUGUCCGUAACCAUGGCGAUACUUCAUUCGCCCUCCGUAGGCCUGGAGGACAUGGCGAAGCUGACGGACCUGCAGGAUCACAGCAUCUUGGAGAACCUGAAGCUGCGCUACGAUCACGACCAGAUUUAUACGUACAUUGGUUCCAUCUUGGCCGCGCUCAAUCCCUACAAAGCCCUCCCAUCUUACUACGACAAGGAUGUCAUGUUGGCCUACGACAAGCGUCACAUCGGUGAGUUGCCGCCCCACAUCUACGCCAUUGCCAACGAUUGCUACUACUCCAUGUGGAAGCGGAACGACAACCAGUGCGUGCUGAUCAGUGGGGAGAGUGGAGCCGGGAAGACAGAGAGCACCAAGUUCAUCCUGAAGUUUCUGUCGGAGAUGAGCCAGGCCUCGUCCCAGGCUGGCGUCCCCCAGGCCCUGACUGGUUCCAAGCUGAGAGUGGAGGAGGCCAUCUUGCAGAGCAGUCCUAUCAUGGAGGCAUUUGGUAACGCCAAAACCAUCUACAACAAUAACUCGAGUCGCUUUGGCAAGUUUAUCCAGCUCCAGUUUUCCAAUGAGGGCAGCAUUCUGGGAGGAACGAUCCAAGACUAUCUUCUAGAAAAGAAUCGUGUUGUGGGCCAGAAUCCUCAGGAGCGUAAUUACCACAUCUUCUAUUGCUUACUGGCCGGCACAUCGCCAGAACAGAAGAAGAAACUCUUUCUACGAGACCCAACUUCCUAUUCUUAUCUCAACAAAAGUGGAUGCAUCUCUGACCCGACCAUCAAUGAUGCAGAAAAUUUUCAGGCUGUCUUGGAGGCUUUCAGUGUAAUGAGGAUCAACAGUGAGCAGAUCAACGACAUCUUGUCUCUCCUGUCAGCCAUCUUGACUCUAGGCAAUGUCCAGUUCAUCACGGCUGGCGGGGCUCAGGUCAAAGACAUGCAACCAAUUCAGAUUGUGUCUGCGUUGCUCAAUGUCGAUGAGUACCAGCUGUGUGAUGCUCUGACCCAGAAGACGCGGCUGCUACGAGGGGAGUUGAUCAGCACGCCACUGGAUGUUGAUCAGGCCGUAAACUCAGUGGAUUCUCUGGCAAUGAACCUCUAUGGCCGCUGCUUCAAGUGGAUCAUCCAUCGCAUCAACCGCUGCAUCAAGGGCAAGGAGUUUUUCCACUCAGUUGGCGUCCUGGACAUCUUUGGAUUUGAAAACUUUGAGGUCAAUCGUUUUGAGCAGUUCAACAUCAACUUUGCCAACGAGAAGCUCCAGGAGUACUUCAACAAGCACAUCUUCUCGCUGGAGCAGCACGAGUACAACGCGGAAGGGCUGGAGUGGGUGGACAUCGACUGGCAGGACAACGGCGAGUGCUUGGACCUGGUGGAGAGGAAACUUGGUAUCCUGGCUCUCAUCAAUGAGGAAAGCAGAUUUCCGAAGGGCACCGAUGAGACCAUGUUGGAAAAACUCCACAGUAAUCAUGCUAAAAAUGCUUUUUACAUCAAGCCCAAGGUUGCAGACAGCAAUUUUGGGAUCCGCCACUAUGCGGGCGAGGUCUUCUACCACACCAAAGGGUUCCUGGAGAAGAAUCGAGACACGUUCAGGGAUGACAUCCUGACGGUACUCAAGGAGAGCAGGUCGGACUUCAUCUAUGAUCUGUUUGAGACAAUGCUGCAGUCCAAGAACCUUGGCGAUGACAAGAUGAUGCGUAAGAAGCCCACGGUCAGCUCGCAGUUCCAGGAAUCUCUACAUGCUCUGAUGUCCUCACUGAACGCCUGCAACCCGUACUUUGUUCGUUGCGUAAAACCUAAUCCGUACAAGGCGGCAGCCCAGUUUGAUGCCCAGCUUGUGGUCAACCAGCUGCGCUACUCUGGCAUGUUGGAGACGGUCAAGAUCCGCAAGGCGGGCUUCCCCGUCCGCCGCCCCUUCCCGGACUUCGUGGUCCGCUACCGGGCCCUGGUCUACCGGGAGGACCAGUCCCAGCCACCUGGCCGGCUCUGCGAGCAGCUCCUGGCCCGGCUGGACGACCGCAAGCAGCUCUGGCAGAUGGGCAAGACCAAGGUGUUCCUGAAGGAGAGCCUGGAGACCAGGCUGGAGAAGGACCUGAAGCAGGAGCUGGGCGUGCUGGCCAGCAAGAUCAAAGCGCACAUCAAGGGCUAUCUGGCCAGGAAGCGAUUCAAGAAGAUCCUGGCACAGGUGGUCAUCGUAGAGAAGACAAUGCGGAUGCAACACUGCCGCAGGAGGUACCUCAAGGUGCGCAGUGCAGUCAUAGUCUUCCAGAAGUAUGAACGUGCCCGCGUGGCACGCAAGAUCCUGGAACACCUGAAGGAGGAGAAACGGAAGGAGGAAGAGCGACUGAGGGAAGAGCAGCGCCAGAGGGAGGAACAGGAGAGAAGAGAGUUAGAGAGACUGAAAGCUGAAGAGAAGAUGCGAGAGCUAGAAGAACUGAAACGGAAGCUUGAGGAGGAGGCGCGGCAGAGGCAGGUAGAAGAGGAGGCCCAGCGGCGACUGGAAGAGGAGCAGAGGCAGGCGGACCUGGAGAAGGUCCGACAGCUGGAGAUUGCCAGGAAGCAGGAGGAAGAAGAAAGCAGGAGGAAGGCUGAAGAGCAGCGUCUUGCCCUGGAGGAGGAAGCCCGGAAGCUAGCCGAGGAGCAAGAGAAACUGCGGAUGGAAGAGGAGGAGCGACGCCUCCUGGAGGAAGUGGAAAGCCACCAGCAGGAGCUGGACCGGCUGCGGGCCGAGCAGCUGGAGCGAGCUGAGCGGCAGAUCAUGCACGAGUUUGACCACUCCAUCGCUCAGCUUGCAGCUCAGGAAUCACACGACUUUUACUCGGCUUUGGAGCAGCCGGCGGAGUUAGAAGUUGAGGACUCUGAGGAGGACGAUGAGAAUGCCUCCAAGAAGUCUGAGGACACUCACUACUUUGAGGGCUUCCUCCAGAUGAAGACGGGGGGAAUGGUAAACUCGUGGAAGAAGCGGUGGUUUGUGCUGAGAGACGAGACGCUCAUGUGGUUCAAAACCAAACAGGAAGCUCUGAAGUCUGGCUGGCUCAUGAAGAAAGGAGGCGGAACUGGUACCCUGUCAAGACGAAACUGGAGGAAGCGUUUCUUCAUCCUCAAAGACACGAUGCUCUCCUACUACGAAUCGGACGGCAAUAACGCCAAGCUGCUGGGCAAGAUUGACAUCAAGGCAUCCAGACGAAUCACAGACAGCAGCUACGGUCGAGAGAACUCCAUUGACGUUGAAACCAACGACAGGACAUAUCACUUGGUGGCCGAGUCAGCCGACGACUGCAGUGAGUGGUUCAGCAUCCUGACACGGGUGAAGAACUCGCAGGACUAUGAGCUGAAGCAAAUGCACGACGAGGAGGCCAACCCCAAGAAUGCCAUCGGCUCGCUGGACGUGGCUAUCAUCGACUCGGUUGUACCCGUGAACAUAGCUGAGAGGCCCAACUGUUUUGCCAUCAUCACGGCCGAGAGGGUCAUCAACCUGCAGAGUGAGUCUCCGGUCGGCAUGAACAACUGGCUAGCAGCUCUGACCCAGUACCACAAGGGCAAGCGCACCCACAAACAGGAGGACAUCCUGUUGGGCGGCUGGCUGACCAAGGAGAGUGCCUCCACCGGCACCCUGGCCCGGGUCUCCAUGGGCUCCCGCAAGAAGCGCUAUUUCGUGCUGACGGCCAACUCGCUGGAGUUCUACCGCAGUGUGGAACUGGAGCAGAAGAUGGGCGCCAUCGCCCUCAACAGCCUGUGCUCUGUCACGCUGCCGGACGAGAAGAUAUUCAAGGAGGAAGCCUGCCCACCGCCCACAUCCAAUCCAAGUUCCCCAAGCCCCAAAAAGAGCCGUAAAAAGAGCCCCAUCCAGUAUAUCAGUAGCCCCACCCAAGAUAGCCUGAGCCAAAAUAGUCUCUCCCACAACGGCUCCACCCAGAGCCUCAACUCCCUGAAUUUCAAGUCGAGCACAAAUAGCUUGGUAGAGACGCUGAUCCGCAAUAAAAAGAAAAAACGCCGGGGUAGUCUGGGUAACAUCUUAUCUAAUGGGGUCAUGCCCACUGACACGCCCACCCAGUCCAAUGGCAUCAAGGCCACGCCCCCGUCUAGCCCCGCCCAGGGCCAGUCCAACUCCAACUCUAUGCGUAGACGGUCCAAUAGUCUUGUUUCCACGCUUAUGCGGUCUAGCAAGCGAUUAAGUAGACUAGAUCGUGAGGGCUACUGGAAGUUUACGGUGCAUGGGCGUAACUGCUCCUUCAACCUGUACACUGUGUCUUAUGAUGAAGCCUGGAAGUGGACCUAUGCCAUUCAGGAUGUCAUCGACAGCAAACCGAAGCUGGAGACGCCGUUCCAGAUACUCAUUAGGGACAUUAAGGAGGCAGCGAUGGCUGGCGAUCUGACAAGCAUAGAGCGGAUCUUCCGUUUGAAUCCCAUCCUCCGUAACACGCCCCACCCCCUCAAGGCUCCCCUCCUUCCUCUACCCUAUGGCAUGAUCGUCAGCUCCAGCCAAGAGAAGGGAUACACGACACUGAACGAUGAAGGGGUGAAAAUCUUCAACUCUCUGCUGGGCUCGGAGAAUCUGCCUGAUCCUAUGCCAGUGAUCCAGGGCAUCUUGCAAACGUGCCACGACCUGAAACCGCUCCGCGACGAGGUGUACUGUCAGAUCAUCAAGCAGACCACGGGGGUGACCGAUCCGGACGGCCUGGGCAACCUGCGGAACUGGCAGAUCCUGGCCUGCCUGUGCUGCAGCUUCCUACCCAGUCGCAACAUCCUCCGAUACGUUCGCUUCCACAUGAAGAGGCAAAUUGAGUUGUUCCCCGACACCCAGACAGCACGCUAUGCCGAGUUUGCCCUUGAUUCCCUGAAGAGGACCAGGACGAGGGACUUUGCCCCCUCCAGGUCAGAGGUCAUUGCCAUCCUGGGUCGGCGUGAGAUGAGCGCCACAGUAUUUUGCCACGGGGAAGGCUCCUGCCAAAUUAACAUCAACUCAGCUACAACUGCAGGACAGGUGGUCCACACGCUGGUCAAGGGCAUGGGCCUGGACAAGUGCCACAACCGUUUUGCCCUGUACGAGCGCAGCGGCCAUGUGGAGAAGGCCAUCGAGGACCGGACGGUCAUCGCCGAUGUCAUCGCCAAGUUUGAGCGCUACAAGGCCCGGGGGCUGAGCGACCGGGGCAAGCCCUGGCAACUCUUCUUCAAGCUCUUCUGCUUCCUGGACACCAAGAACGUCUCGCAGGGCAGCAUCGAGUACAGCUUCUUGUAUGAAGAAGCCUGUGAGGAUGUCAUCCGUGGUUUCUUCCCCACGACCCCUGAGAAGCUGGUCUACCUGGCUGCCUUGCGUACACAGUUCAUCCGGGGUGACUACGUGCAGAAUGAUUGGAUACGUGACUUGAGUGAAGUCUACCCAAUAGACAGACUCAAAACCCAGCCAAAGAAAGAAGAGACAGACUACGCCGGCUUCCCGAUGAAGCAGCGCAAGGAGAACAUCAUCUCAGGAACUCUGCGAGGACUGGGUGAGAAGACUUUAAAGAAGUUGCAGAAGUCGGCAUCAGAUGACUCCAUCCUGGAUUCUGUCUAUGCCGAUGAAAUCUCCGCCACAACCACGCUGGUUGUUGACAAGUGGAAGACACUCAAGGGGAUGAGUCCCGAGAAGGCUCAAGAGGCCUACAUGAGUGUUAUACAGCAGUGGAAGUACUAUGGAGCGCGUCUGUUUGAGGUGGAGAGCACCGACGGCAGAUUCCCUCCCAACCUCUGGCUUGCAGUCAGCUCCAGCAUGGUGGCUGUCCACAAACAGGGAGAGGCCAGCCCCAUCGAGGAGAUCCCCUACGAGAAGAUUCUGUCAUUUGGAGCACCUAUCCCCAACGAGUACAAGAUUGUAGUGGAAGGCAGACGACACGAGCUCUCGUUUGAAACCAACCAGGUAUUUGAGAUUGCCAAGUUGAUGAAAGCCUACAUCAAUGAGAUCGUCAGGAAACGUCAGAGUGUGGUGAGCAUUCAGAAUGGUGGUAUACCAUACCAGGGGACUGGGAAUAUCCUGGAUCCUGUCACGCAAGAUACGUAUUUUUGAUCAGCCUGUUAAAAAACUCAGUGCAGAUGAAAUUAUGAGAAAUAUACAGCCACAUUAUAGACUUUGUAUACUGAUCAAAGGUAUAUAUUAGAUGUUU